Molecule: messenger RNA, 2431 nt
Organism: Notechis scutatus (mainland tiger snake)
Lineage: Eukaryota; Metazoa; Chordata; Lepidosauria; Squamata; Elapidae
Gene: GATC
Product: glutamyl-tRNA amidotransferase subunit C
Biological process (GO): mitochondrial translation; regulation of translational fidelity; glutaminyl-tRNAGln biosynthesis via transamidation
Cellular component (GO): glutamyl-tRNA(Gln) amidotransferase complex; mitochondrion
Source: RefSeq, a predicted model, not a curated record
CGCGCUUCAGCUCCGUGCAGGCCUCGCCGACGCUAUUCAUGGCGGACUGACGCAGCGCCCCGGGAGGCAGGUCGUGGCGUCACUUCCGCCUCGACGCCCGGAAGUAGAAGAGGCGCGUUUGACAUGCUCGGCUGCAGGUGGGCCCGGCGGGGCUGCUGGAGCCCCUUCCGCUCUGCGCUCGGCUACAGGGGCGCCUCUUCGGCGGAGGACGCCGGAUCCGGCCGGGCCAAAAUUACUUUGGAGUUGUUGGAUCAUCUGGAGCGACUGGCGCUCGUUGAUUUCCGUAACUGGGAGGGCGUCCGCCGUUUGGAGAGCGCAGUUGAAUUCGCCGAACAACUUCAAGCAGUGAACACUGAUGGAAUUGAGCCCAUGGAAUCGGUGCUGGAAGACAGGCAUCUCUACCUCAGGGAAGAUAGCAUCUCGGAGGGGAACUGUGCAGAGGAACUACUGAAGAAGGCUGCAAAGACUGUUGAAGGAUAUUUCAUAGCUCCACCAGGUAAUAUUCCUCUGCCAAAGGUAGAAGAGAGGAAUACUUUUCUUCACAAGGAAGAUUCUUAAUAGAAGAUUAGAUGCCAUCACCAAUUGCUUUGAGACACAUUGUCCAUUGUCAUUAGAAUUUUUAUAUCAAGUACCUCAUAUAAUUGGGAAUGGGGAGGAACAGGAACUGAAAUGACUGGUGUUGCUUAGCUGAGAAAAAGACAGAGCUGUAUGGAUUAGGAAAGAGUAUCAUUGACACUAAGUUUAACACAAACAUGGUGUGCAAAACAUGUCUACAACUUCUUUUAAAACCCAUACAAGAAUUCUGGUCAUAUUAAAAUGUUGUACUAGUUUACUGGUACAUUUUAUAGUAUUAAAUAUUUUAAUCACCCAACCUCAAUCACCAAAUCUCCCCAAAGAAACACAUAAUUGUGAAGAGACUAUGAUCAAAAGUCGUGAAAUGGGGAAGUUCAUAGGCCCAACCCUGUAAAAGUUUGGGAACCUGAGUAGAGAGGCAACAUUAGCCACAAGUACAAUUCCUCCAUAAACUGAAUUGCUGUGAGCAAAUAACAUAUAACCAUGGUUAGCACUGCUCAGUCAGUCUAGCAGGAACAUGGAAAAUAUCCAGAACUGUUGUGGUUUAAAGCUUAAAUAUAAAACUGUUGAAAUACAGCCUUAAGUGAGCUACUGAUUGUUAGUCCAUAAGUUGGCAGACAUUAGCCCAUGCUGAGAUCUACUGAUUAAAUCUUAUUCAGAUCCUUAAAAUGGAGUAUUCAGGACUUUAGAAAUAUCAGAAACGGGGACAUUAAUAAAUGACACACAUGCUUCUGUUUUUGAAAAAAAAAUCCCAGCACAAAAGAGGGACCAUGUAUUACUGCUGAGGGCAGAACAUUCUGCAAAAUGGAAUUCAAACAUUCACUUUAUGAGUUCAAAUUACUGUUUCCUUGUUAUUCGGUCAUGAAACAAAAUAUUUUCCAGGAAAACUGAAUAAAAUGUAGCACAAUUGCUUUUAUACUUUGAAAUUUCUUUUUAAUUAUUGCAAAAUAUGAUGUGUAGUAUUGUGUAUUAAGAUAUGCUGUGGCAUUUAGAUUUAAUUAACCAAGGAACGAUGUUCAUCAUCUUUAGAGACAGUCUUCCAGAUGGGAAUGAGUUGCCUCAGAAAUGCAGCCCUUUUUUGGAUGAAGGAUAAUGUUUAGGCUAACUUCUCUGCGUGCCUAAGAAAUACAAAUUUUUUUGUGCCCAGUAACAGCAGUUUAUGGUUAGUAAGGUAUCUAAAAAUCCAAAAAUGGCCAGCUAAUUUUUUUGUGCUUUAUGGAGAGCAAGGGGAGGCAUUUAAGCCUUGCAAAGAAGAAUCCAAUUGAGGAGAGAGUUUUAUUUUAAAAGAAGGAAAUUAGUGUCUUAAACCACUUUAAGUCUUAAAUCUCACCCUCCUCAAUAAGAUGCAUCUAAUGCUAUUCUGCAGGAUGAACCACAUUCAGGGUAUCUAAUCACUAAGCCACAAACAAGCCUUUUUUUUUUUUUUUUACUCAGCGCAUUUUGAACUCCAGCCACUAUUUAGCAAGCAAAGCACAGAGACUUUCUGACAAAUAUGCUACACUGGAUUUUGCAAUGGACAUACACUGCUUCGUGUUUUUCUAGCCAAAUGUUGCUACAUAAUUAUUUUAUCAUUGUACAUAAAUUGUAUUUCAUCUACAACACAGGCAGCUUGACCCAUUUUAUACCAAAAUGGCGUUAGUUUUUUCUUCCACUAACGCUUCAUAUUUGACUGCAGCUAUUAACAUGAUGCAGUAAGGCAUUAAUUCAGUAGAAGACCUGGGACUUUGCAGCAACUCACUUGAGCAAAGUCUCAAAAUAUGAUUCUCAAAGCCUAGAUUGGCAGCACUUCCUCUAAACUUGCAAGCUGGCUGAAAUGAAGCUUUCUUUAUAAGCUCUUAAUAUGUGGACAUUACAGACA